Messenger RNA from Monodelphis domestica (gray short-tailed opossum), 573 nucleotides. NCBI's taxonomy places the organism in Eukaryota, Metazoa, Chordata, Mammalia, Didelphimorphia, Didelphidae. The record is from RefSeq and is a predicted model, not a curated record.
AUGUCCACACCCCUGUUUUAUAGCCUAGUCAAUAUUUGUAGUCACUCCCAGAACAGCACAAAAGACUUCAGCAGUGACUGGAUUUCUCCCAAAUGUCCUUGGCUGGCAUUAACAGGAGAGUCCUGUGGCUCAUCUCUGAUUGAACAUCAAAGAAUUCAUACUGGGGAGAAACCAUAUAAAUGUACAGAUUGUGGAAAGUCUUUCAGUAAGAGAGCCCAUCUUACUCCACAUCAGAGAAUUCAUACUGGUGAAAAACCCUAUGAAUGCAAUGAAUGUGAAAAAGCCUUUCGAGAUAGCUCAUCUCUUAUUAACCAUCAGCGAAUUCAUACUGGAGAGAAGCCCUAUGAAUGUAAGGGAUGUAGGAAAGCCUUCAGCCGGAAAACAAACCUUACUGUUCACGAGCGAAUUCAUACUGGAGAGAGACCCUAUGAAUGCCAUGAAUGUGGGAAGACAUUCAGUCAGAGGUCUAGCCUUAUUCACCAUCAGGUAAUUCACCAUGGAGAGAAUGGCUACAAAUGCAAUGAAUGUGGAAAAGCCUUCAGUAUUGAAGCACACCUGAUUGAACACUGCUGA